Molecule: messenger RNA, 3498 nt
Organism: Trichoplax adhaerens
Lineage: Eukaryota; Metazoa; Placozoa; Uniplacotomia; Trichoplacea; Trichoplacidae
Exons: 33
Coding region: 1-3498 (1165 amino acids)
Biological process (GO): endosome organization; actin filament polymerization; endosome fission
Cellular component (GO): endosome; WASH complex
Source: RefSeq, a predicted model, not a curated record
AUGGCAGACUUCCUAGCUGAAAAUAAUUCUUGCGGUCAAACUUUGUUAAAGCUUGUCAGUCGUGGCAAUGCAAUUAUUGCCGAGUUAUUGCGACUAUCAGAUUUUGUACCUGCAGUAUUUAAAUUAGAAACUAGAGAAGAGAGAGAGAGAUAUGGCGAUAUAAUUAUUGAUUUUUCCUAUUUUAAGACCUCAGAAUAUGUCGAAAAGAAAAUUGAGAAUUCACCUGAACUACAAGAUUUCGAUGAAGCUUUCCGGGAUAAUAACUUGGAAAUUUUAACUAGAUUUUAUUUAGCGUUUGAAAGUGUGCACAAAUAUGUUACCGACUUAAAAAGCUAUUUGGAAGAUCUAAAUGAGGGAAUAUUUAUUCAGCAAACGCUAGAAAGUGUCUUAUUAAAUAUCGAUGGCAAACAAUUAAUGUGUGAAGCGUUAUAUCUCUAUGGUGUUAUGUUGCUAACCAUCGAUUGGAAAUUCGACGGUACUGUUCGAGAAAGGUUGCUUGUAUCAUAUUACCGAUACUGCGCCGCUAAAGAUGCUGCUGAAUCCAAUAUUGAUGAUGUCUGUAAGUUACUACGUAGUACUGGUUACUCACGUGCGCCUGGAGCUAAACGACCAUCGAAGUAUCCAGAAGAAUAUUUUAGGCGUGUACCUGUACCGAAUGAGUUAUCGAAAAUGUUAAUAGGAAGAUUACGAUCAGAUGAUAUUUAUAAUCAGAUUACUUCAUACCCGAUACCUGAACAUCGCAGUACUGCAUUAGCAAAUCAAGCGCGUAUGUUGUACGUUAUCUUAUAUUUUGCUCCAGAAAUGUUACAUAACGAAAGCGCAAAGAUGAGAGAGAUAGUGGAUAAACACUUUCCUGAUAAUUGGGUAAUAAAUGUCUAUAUGGGACAUUUAGUAAAUCUAGUAGAAGCUUGGGAACCUUAUAAAGCUGCAAAAACUGCUCUUAGCAACACCAUAGCACAGACAAAUCUAAGAGAAUUUGCUGUAAAGUUUGGUAAAAGUGUUCGUUCCUUAGAUUCAUCGGUUCUUAAACUUUUAAAAGAAGGUGCAUUAACUGAAGAUUAUGUUUUGGAUAAUAUUCCAAAAUUAAUGCACCUUAUACGUGAGUGUAACGUUACUCUACGCUGGAUAAUGUUACACAUUACUGAUGUCGGUGCAGAUAAUAUUAAGAAAUGUCGUCAGUUACGUGAAGCUGUUAUAGUUGGAUCUGAAUUUAGCCCUAAAUCUCUGUUUGACCUGUUAAUUGACACUUCACAGCUCGAAUUUGUUAUUAAAGAGAUGUUUAGGAAUAUGCUUUCCAAGAAAGAAAGUGAAUGGGAAUCGAGUAAAAAGGAAAGUUCUGAAAGAAUGGAAGAGCUUGGCGAAGUUUUUUCUGGUAGUAAACCUUUGGCUCGGAUAGAAAAAAAUGCUAGCCUACAGGCUUGGUUUACAGAAAUGAAAAAUCAGAUUAAUUUACUGAACUAUGAUGAUUCCACAUCUGCUGGUAGAAAGAUCGUUCAACUAAUACAGGCCCUGGAAGAAGUCCAAGAAUUUCAUCAACUAGAAACGAAUUUGCAGGUCAAGCAAUUCUUAGCGGAGACUGGGGGUUAUCUGCGCAAGAUGCUUAGAAUAAUAAAUAUUAAGGAAGAGAACCUGAUCAGUUUAGAUAUUGUAGCGGAUAUGUCAUACGCAUGGGAGAUAAUUGACAACUUUACCGAACUAAUGCAAAAAGGUAUAAGAAAAGAUCCUAGCUUGGUAACUAAACUAAGGGCUACUUUCUUGAAGGCUGCGUCAGCUUUAGAAUUACCUUUAGUUAGAAUUGGCCAAUGUAAUAGUCCUGAUCUUAGGAGUGUCUCGCAAUAUUAUUCAGCUGAGCUUGUAUCUUAUGUUAGAAAGGUGUUGCAAAUUAUACCUCAGACAAUGUUUGCAUUACUUGGAGAGAUUGUGAAAUUGCAAACUAUGAACCUAAAGCCGGUACUUCCUACUCGUCUCGAUAAGGAUAAAUUGAAAGAGUUUGCUCAACUAGAGCAGCGACAGAAGGUAGCUAAGUUGACACAUUCAAUAUCUAUCUACACGGAAGGAAUCUUGUUAAUGAAGACAACUUUAGUCGGUAUUAUCAAGGUAGUCGAUCCUAAGCAACUACUUGAGGAUGGAAUUCGGAAAGAGUUAGUACUACGGGUUGCCUUUGCGUUACACAAAGGCUUAAUGUUUAAUCCAAAAUCAAAGGCACAUGAGCUACUACACUGUCUCAAAUCUUUACAAGCAAUUAUGGAUGGAUUUAAGAGAUCGUUCGAGUAUAUCCAGGAUUAUGUAAAUAUAUAUGGAUUAAAGAUAUGGCAAGAAGAGGUCACUAGGAUUAUCAAUUAUAAUAUUGAACAAGAAUGUAACAGUUUUUUAAGAAAGAAGAUAGAAGAUUGGCAGUCAAUUUAUCAAUCAACCGCUAUACCAAUUCCACGUUAUCCACCAAUGGGGGACGGUUCCGUAAACUUUAUCGGCAGGCUAGCGAGAGAAAUAUUAAAAUUUACUGAUUACAGAACUAGCUCUUACAUCAACCAAAUGAAUGCAUGGUACGACGUGAAAACAAAGGAAGAACUAGUUAAUAUUAAAUUAUUUUCACAAUUACAGGUUAGUCUGGGUACUUGUGGACUAACAGGACUUGAUCGACUAUUGUGCUUCAUGAUUGUAAAGGAAUUACAGAAUUUCAAAGUUUUCCACGUUAAAAGAGCAAUGAAAGAUGGAAUGUUUUGUACUAUGUUGAACUCUUUGAACCAACAAAUACAACCAACAACAAAAUUAGUUGGUAAUGCGUCAAAAAUUUAUUCUCUUUUCAUCGCUAAAAUCGAGAAAAAAUGGCCUUUAUAUUCCGCAAUCAUUUUAAGGGUUGGACAAAUGCAAUUGAUUCGCUGUCAAAUCCUCCGGGAACUUAAUUUUUCUUGUAAAUUCGACUCUAAGAUGUUAUCUGGUUGCUUAGAGACUUUCAACAAAGCGAUCCUAAUGGAUAUACAGAAACAUUAUUCCGAUCCGAAUUUACCCUAUCCCGGUGAAGAUAAUCCAUUGUUGUUCGAAUUAACAACAUACUUAGAAACUGCUGGAAUUGCUAAUCCUCUUAAGAAGAUUUAUGUCACCAUGAACAACAUCCCACAUUUAUCACUCUUCAUUUUCUCCUUCGUGCUGGCUCAGCUGCCUAAGUUAACUUUUGUUAAAAGUGCUGGUGGUCUCUUUUGCAAGAAAGUAAAUGAUCCUUGUGACGGCGCCCCAUUUGUUGCAGGAAUUGUGACAUUACUGCAGCAAUUUCAUACGAAAAAUACUGAUGUAUUUUUACAACUUAUCGCUCAAUACUUACGAUCAGUAAUGGAUUCUUCUAGUUCCACGACCAAAAGUAGCGAUUUAUCUCCUGAUGUUACGAACUGUUUUGUAUUCUUGGAUAAUUUCAUACACUAUGCUAACAUUCCUCGAAAGAAUAUCGAAGCGAUUUUCCCGGAUUAUGUAUUCAACGAAUUUUAUCACUACGUUAGUAGCUAA